This is a messenger RNA of Helicoverpa zea (corn earworm), 2241 nucleotides long. RefSeq names its product heat shock protein 68-like. The record is from RefSeq and is a predicted model, not a curated record. The transcript has a single exon. Gene Ontology annotation, molecular function: heat shock protein binding; ATP-dependent protein folding chaperone; ATP hydrolysis activity. Gene Ontology annotation, biological process: cellular response to unfolded protein; protein refolding. The coding region runs from base 163 to 2067 and encodes 634 amino acids. Gene Ontology annotation, cellular component: cytoplasm. NCBI's taxonomy places the organism in Eukaryota, Metazoa, Arthropoda, Insecta, Lepidoptera, Noctuidae.
CGGGCGGCUAGCGCGGCAAGGCAUUCAGUAUUUGAAAACACAAACAAGCGAAGAGAAGUGAAGAAGCGGUAAUACUACCGAACAAGUUAACCCAAAGCGAUUUGCAAUCAAGUGGAAUAUUCAAGCAUAUUUUGAAGAAAGUCAAGAAGAAGUAUAAGAAAAAUGCCAGCCAUCGGAAUUGAUCUUGGUACCACCUACUCCUGCGUCGGAGUAUGGCAGCAUGGAAACGUGGAGAUCAUCGCCAACGACCAGGGCAACCGUACCACACCAUCAUACGUCGCCUUCACAGACUCCGAGCGACUCAUCGGAGAUGCUGCGAAGAACCAGGUCGCCCUCAACCCUAACAACACAGUUUUCGACGCAAAACGACUCAUUGGCCGCAAGUUUGACGACCCGAAGAUUCAACAGGACAUGCAACACUGGCCCUUCAAAGUUAUCAACGACUGUGGAAAGCCUAAAAUUCAAGUUGAAUUCAAAGGAGAAACGAAACGAUUCGCGCCUGAAGAAAUCAGCAGCAUGGUACUGACAAAGAUGAAGGAAACAGCUGAAGCAUACCUCGGUACCUCAGUGCGCGAUGCAGUAAUCACAGUCCCGGCUUACUUCAACGACUCACAGCGACAGGCCACUAAAGACGCCGGUGCCAUUGCCGGGCUGAAUGUACUGCGCAUCAUCAACGAGCCCACCGCCGCCGCCCUCGCCUACGGACUCGACAAGAACCUCAAAGGCGAACGCAACGUACUAAUAUUCGACCUCGGCGGUGGUACAUUUGAUGUAUCAAUCCUUACCAUCGAUGAGGGCUCUCUGUUUGAAGUAAGGUCGACCGCUGGUGACACACAUCUCGGCGGUGAAGACUUCGACAACAGGCUCGUCAACUUCCUCGCCGACGAGUUCAAACGCAAGUUCAAGAAGGAUAUAAAGAACAACUCACGUGCCCUUCGUCGACUACGAACCGCCGCGGAAAGAGCUAAACGUACAUUGUCAUCAAGCACUGAAGCUUCCAUCGAAAUCGACGCGUUGCAUGAGGGCAUCGACUUCUACACCCGAGUGUCACGCGCACGAUUCGAGGAGCUGAAUGCAGACCUAUUCCGCGGUACUUUGGAACCAGUCGAGAAGGCUCUUAAGGACGCGAAGCUAGAUAAGAGCUCUAUCCAUGACGUUGUACUCGUCGGUGGCUCUACUCGCAUCCCGAAGAUCCAGAACAUGCUGCAGAACUUCUUCUGUGGCAAGAAGCUGAACCUUUCCAUCAACCCAGAUGAAGCCGUCGCAUACGGAGCUGCAGUACAGGCAGCUAUUCUGAGCGGCGAGCAGCACUCAAAGAUCCAAGACGUGCUGCUAGUGGACGUCGCUCCUCUAUCGCUCGGCAUUGAAACAGCCGGCGGAGUUAUGACAAAGAUCGUCGAGCGUAACGCUAAGAUUCCCUGCAAACAAAGUCAAACAUUCACCACCUACUCUGAUAAUCAACCGGCUGUCACUAUCCAAGUGUACGAAGGUGAGAGAGCUAUGACCAAGGACAACAACCUGCUUGGCAGAUUCGACUUGACUGGUAUCCCACCGGCACCACGCGGAGUUCCUAAGAUCGACGUUACAUUCGAUCUCGACGCAAACGGCAUCUUGAACGUAUCGGCCAAAGAAAACAGCACAGGCCGCAGCAAAAACAUUGUCAUCAAGAACGACAAGGGCCGUUUGUCGCAGGCUGAGAUUGACCGCAUGUUGUCGGAGGCCGAGAGGUACAAGGAGGAGGACGAGCGCCAACGAGAGAGGGUAACGGCUCGCAACCAGCUUGAGUCGUACAUCUUCAGCGUGAAACAAGCGCUGGACGAUGCUGGCGACAAGUUGAGCGAGCAAGACAAGACAUCUGCGAAGAACGAGUGCGACGAGGCGCUGCGGUGGCUCGACAACAACACGCUCGCUGAGAAGGAUGAGUACGAACACAAGCUGAAGGAGCUGCAGCGCACGUGCUCGCCUAUCAUGAGUAAGAUGCACGGAGCGGGCGCGGCCGACGCGGGCGCCGGACAGCAGUACCGACAGCAAGCACACAGCGGACCCACCGUCGAAGAGGUCGACUAAACUUCACGAACUCAUUAGAAAAUAGAAACACGAUAUUAGUGAUCUGAUCUCUAGUCCCACCAGAACUGUAUUUCCAAGUGAGAACUUUAGCUUGUAAGUUAAUUUAUUGUAAUGUUAAGGAUGAAUGCAAAAGAUCAUGUGCUGACAAAUAAAUAAAUAGAUUUAAGUUUUAAA